UAAGGAAUAAAACAAUUUAAGUACUAUUUGGUGAGGGCAUUCUAGCCUAGCGGUGACGAAGCUCUUGUCCUGAAAAAGAAAAAAAGAUGGAAGCCCUGUGGUAGAGAAGGAGGUUAAUUUGAUCGAUGUCUUUGAAUCUGUGCCACAUAUUGUACCUUCCGACAAAGUCAAAUGAAGGCAACGGAUGAUAAGCUUAUAGAUUUUUUGUGUGUGAAUGUAGUAGGUAGUGAAACUGUAGUUAGUUUUUGCAACAAUUACUGUUUUGUUUCCAACUUUAAUUAUUAUUACUUUGCAUUUUUGGUUUUGCUAUGGUUUAUUAUUAACAUGUAUGUACAAAUUGUGGUCCAUCUCAAUGCUGACAAGAACCUCCUUACUUCAAGCACGUAUUAUAUACUCCCUCCGUCCCCCUGUAUUUGUCCACUUUCAUUUUUACACACCAUCCAAUGCACUUCUUUAAUCCAUUAUAUCUUGUAAUUUGUAUAUUAAAAAAUUAUAGAAAUUAUAUAUUAAUAAUCUAUAUGUUAAGACAAAUCAAACAAGAUCACACAUGACUAUAUUUAGGCUUACACAUUGAGAGAAUUUGAUGAGUCAAAGUGCUUAGAUGAAUAGUUUCAAAAGUCAAAUGUGGACAAACACAGGGGGACAGAGGGAGUAUAUGAUUUGGUGUCGAGGAAUCAUCAUGUGUCCGGCUAUUAUAACUUGUGUGAUUGACUUCGAUCAUUUUGAGGGUGCGGGUAGAUUUUAUUUCAUGUGAUUUGAGGGAAUAGUUUGGUCAUUUUGGUUAUUUAAUCGAGUAAACGCAAGUUUCGCCGGUCCUACCAACACCAAGAAGAGAACCAAUCGGCCAAGAAGUGAAUCCUCAAAUCCCCAACCUCAAUUAUCUGAAAAUUCGAGGUAAUGCUUAUACUCUUAAUCCUUCUAUUUUCUUUGAAGAUGAGGAAACAUUAGAGUCUUUCACAAAACUCUUUCUUCCUGGCAAGGUUAUUUCACCCCAAUAUGUUGAUCUCUUUGAAUUUGAAAAAGAUGAAUCUUUUGCACCGUAUUUGUCUAGAGGUGUGCAAGAGCCUACUUUUAAUUUUCUUAGUUGGAUAUGGUAAAAUUAAAUUAUUACUCCAUAUUUUUUUAGCAGUUUUCACACCCAAUUCACCAAAACCAAUUGUUCGCAUGGUACAUUUUCAUAUGCAGUAGAGGCAUCACUGUUUGUUUAGAAAUUUGUGGCGUUUGAUUUAGUAAUGACUGUUAAGAAAUUUUUCUGAGAAACUACAGCCCAUUUGUUUCUUUUGUUUUAUUUAAUGUUUUAAGAACUUUAUUUCUCCUUGCUUUUGAAUUUGAAAUGUUACAGAUCUGGUUAGGUUUUGGACAAAGUAACAAGGGGACUGGUUUGGCCUGCAAAUAUGAAGUGAAUAUAGAGGCUGGUGUUUUUAUGGAGACAAUAGAUAUGUUGCUUUUGCAAAUGGUUGGGCAUAUUUCUUAAGGGUCUUUCCACGGAUACGUUUAUUGGUUGUUCGAAGAGAACACUUUGCUGAAAACAAUGAGUUUGAGAGAAUAUGGCCGUGUUGCUGAAAUCUGUUUCCCUAUUGUGGUUGUUCUGCAAAAUAUGGCCGUGUUGCUGAAAUCUGAGAGCCAACUCUUUGUGCUCUUGAUUGUUGGUAUUACUGUAGGGAUCCUCUUUAUGCAGGUAAAUCAAUUUCCUUUGGAAAUAUUGUUGCAUCGUGGCUGGUUAAUUGCCUACCUUUUGGUUUGGUUUGAAGGAGAAAAGAUCUGUGAGAAAUAGUGGGAUAGAAGGAAAAAAAGAGCUAAGAGUUAGAGAGUACUUAGUGGGUUGUUUGGAACUCCGUAUAGGAGAAUUAGGAAAGAAAGAUGAGAGAAAUAAAUGUGUUUGGGUGAUGGGAUUAGUUGUAUAUCUGAAAGACAAAAGUUGCCCUCAUUAAAAUAAAUAUACCCAUCAAAUUGAGGAAAGGUUAUAAGUGGGAAAAUAAAAAUUAGGAAACAGUCUUCCCCUCAUGUCUUUAUGAGAGAGGAAUUUAUGUGGGUCCGAUCUCACUCUUACCAAACAAGGUUGGUUUGUCCUCUCUCCCCAACUACCAUCUCCCUAAGAUCUCUUCCUUAUUUCACUCAUACAAUACACACAUAAACUUUAUUGCACAAUUCUCACCUGGUUGUCUUAAGCGAAGGAAGUAGAAAAAUAAGUAACUUCACAAGCUAAAACAGCUUGAUAUGAUGAAAUCAGUGAGUAUAAGAUUUUGUUCAAUAGGCUCCCAAAAUCUUGAAUUUCUUUUAUUGAGAAAGGGAAUGUAUUUUCCUAUUGUUUUGAUAUAAAGAGAACAAAUAAAAUUUCCCAUAUUGGGAAUCAGAGGAGAUUAUAUUUAUCAAAAGACAGUGCUCGCUACAUUGUUGUUUCUUUUGGUAGUUUCUUCCAUUCAAAAAGUUUCAGUUUAAGUACUAUGAAAGGUAUAGACUAUGCUAGAUCUACCUCUUUUAUAUUCUCUAUCAAUGAAUGAACUGAACCCAUCUAAAUUAGCAUUAUUUAAGUCUAUUAUUGUUGAAUGUCUUUGGCCGUAGAUGUUUGCAAAAUAUAAUACGAGUAGUUUAGAAACAAAUUUGGAAACAAAAGUAUCAUUUACUUGAUAGAGUUAUCUGUAUUUCUGUCUCAUACAUACAGGUCACAUUUGCAAAGGGGAGUUUAUUGCCGAAGAAGGCAAAUGAGCUUUCUACCCUUUGUGAUGUUGAGGUUGUUUUAAUCAUCUUCAAUGGGGGAAACAUCUAUGAAUUUUGUAGCAGGUUCGCCGUUUUUGACAAUGACUUCAUCAUUCACCAACCAAGAGAACAUGCAGAGGAGCAAAAUCAUCUUUGUUUUCAUUGGCAAUAAGACUGAAGCAAAUGUGCAGUGAAAAUGUGCCCACUAAUUACUCGUUUUUUUUUGUUUUUAGGUGAAAAUUAGAUUAUCUUGGAAGGCGUUUCUAUUUCCAUGUUUUUCCACCUCUCAACUGGAUUCCGUUUCUGCUUCUGCCCGUAAACCAAUCUGGAUUCGGUGACCUUCCAAUUGCAUCAGUUGAACAAAAUAGCCGUCUGGCUACCAUUUUUCAGCAGCCAACAGUUUUCCAGGUUCUUCCAUUUCCAUCUGAUGCUUGUAGCCAUGUCAGGCUGGGCAUGGGAGAAAAUUUCCACAGGUGAAAAUUUAAUCGAUUUGCGCGUUGAUCUGAAAAUUUAUCUUGAACCAUUCAGUUAAGCACAUGGUCUCUAUAUUAUAUAAUUCAUUGGUUUAAGGACAGCAAUGGCCUUUAAGAAAUGUUAUACAUACAACUCUUCAUAUGCCCCACAUGUAAGCUUGAUUCAAAGUCACCUUCAUUACAUAGAUACGAGAUUAAUCUUCUUUUCAUAAUGCUAUUACCUAUGAUAGCACGUUAUUGCUUUUUGAUCUAUUGUUAUUUAUUACGAUUUGCAAGUUUUUUAAACCUAUCAUCUUGGGUAUGGGUUUUUAUAUGUCAUGACAGGUUGCAGAUUCAACAAUUAAGGGGGUUUGCUUGAGUUUGCUAUGUGUCAUUAUGGGCAAGAAAUUAUUAGCUUAUCCUUUGCUUGGCAUGUUAUUUGUCUAAAUCUUCAUAGCCAUUUGUUGUUGCCAGCACCUAUCUCAGUAGCCAUUCUACUUUGCAUGACAUUAAAGCAAAUCUCAUUUAUGUUUUUUUUUAAACACUCUUACAUUUCGUGGCUUUGCCCUCUACCUAUAAAUAAAUUUAUAAAACUACAUUAUGGACGCUGGUUAUAAAACUUGCCUGAUUAC
Cuscuta campestris is the source of this 3781-nucleotide messenger RNA. The record is from the annotation of a GenBank genome assembly. Lineage: Eukaryota; Viridiplantae; Streptophyta; Magnoliopsida; Solanales; Convolvulaceae.